AUGGGGCUUAAAAUGUACCGUCAUGUUAGUUUUCUCAUCUCUUUCCCACAGUAUGUUUUACUUUUUGUUCCUCUAUUUAUAUGUCAUUCCCUCUGUAAUUUCACACUGGUGCAAACGCUGGAUAAAUCUGGCACACCAUUUUCAAUAUUAACACAGUACCAAAUUACAACAAACACAGUUGAGAUCGUUCUCAUUCAGAUGUUUUGCUGUUGCUGGCACAUCUUUUUCUCAAAGACCUUGAGUGAUCUUGAGGACCUUGUGCACCUUGGCAACCGUCUCUGUCACUUAAUGAUCAGUUCUGUUAUUGUUAUUCCACACCCUCCUCUCUCUCUCACACACUGUGAUGCACACCAAUUGAUAUGCAAGGGAAGUUACCCUCUGAUAUCGGACAGUGUGUUUAUGGCAGAGCCAAAAUAUUAUCCCUUUGCAUUGAACCUCAGGUUCAUUGACACAUCAUCCUUCUUCUCUCUCACUGACUUAUCUAAACUAGCUCAAAACCAGACUUAACCUUCCAGCUUAGCCAUUGAUAGUCACAACAAUAGCUCAUGUCGGCAUCAAGCUUAUCAUGACCGUGCAUGUAGCUUUUAUAAAGCCUUUAUGCAUCCCUCAAGUAUACAGUGCCUAUCAUAAGUAUUCACCCCCUUGGAUUUUUUCACAUUUUGUUGAGUUACAAAGUGGGAUUGAAAUAGAUGCAGUCAAAUGACCAAAGUGCCCUCUAGAGGCCUCAUGGGUGGAAUAUUAUUAAUAUUAUUCAUAAUUUCAUAAUUAAUAAACAUUCAUUUUUUUUAACGCAGAAAAUCCAGUGUUUUUAUGUCAAAUGGUUUUGUUAUAUUUCAGUCUUCUGUGAUGUACAGUUGAAGUCGGAAGUUUACAUACACUUAGGUCGGAGUCAUUAAAACUCGUUUAUCAACCACUCCACAAAUGUAUUGUUAACAAACUAUAGUUUUGGCAAGUCGGUUAGGACAUCUACUUUGUGCAUGACACAAGUAUAUUUUUCCAACAAUUGUUUACAGACAGAUUAUUUCACUUAUAAUUCACUGUAUCACAAUUCUAGUGGGUCAGAAGUUUACAUACACUAAGUUGACUGUGCCUUUAAACAGCUUGGUAAAUUCCAGAAAAUUAUGUCAUGGCUUUAGAAGCUUCUGGUAGGCUAAUUGACAUCAUUUGAGUCAAUUGGAGGUGUACCUGUGGAUGUAUUUCAAGGCAUACCUUCAAACUCAGUGCCUCUUUGCUUGACAUCAUGGGAAAAUCAAAAGAAAUCAGCCAAGACCUCAGAAAAUUUUUUUUAGACCUCCACAAGUCUGGUUCAUCCUUGGGAGCAAUUUGCAAACGCCUGAAGGUACCACGUUCAUAUGUACAAACAAUAGUAUGCAAGUAUAAACACCAUGGGACCACGCAGCCGUCAUACCGCUCAGGAAGGACACGUGUUCUGUCUCCUAGAGAUGAACAUACAAGUGCAAAUCAAUUCCAGAACAACAGCAAAGGACCUUGUGAAGAUGCUGGAGGAAACAGGUACAAAAUUAUCUAUAUCCACAGUAAAACGAGUCCUAUAUCGACAUAACUUGAAAGGCCGCUCAGCAAGGAAGAAGCCACUGCUCCAAAACCGCCAUAAAAAAGCCAGACUACGGUUUGCAACUGCACAUGGGGACAAAGAUCGUACUUUUUGGAGAAAUAUCCUCUGGUCUAAUGAAACAAAAAUAUAACUGUUUGACCAUGAUGACCAUCGUUAUGUUUGGAGGAAAAAGGUGGUUGCUUGCAAGCCGGAGAACACCAUCCCAACCGUGAAGCACGGGGGUGGCAGCAUCAUGCUGUGGGGGUGCUUUGCUGCAGGAGGGAGGAAAAUGAUGUGGAUAUAUUGAAGCAACAUCUCAAGACAUCAGUCAGGAAGUUAAAGCUUGGUCGCAAAUGGGUCUUCCAAAUGGACAAUGACCCCAAGCAUACUUCCAAAGUUGUGGCAAAAUGGCUUAAGGACAACAAAGUCAAGGUAUUGGAGUGGCCAUCACAAAGCCCUGACCUCAAUCCUAUAGAAAAUGUGUGGGCAGAACUGAAAAGGCGUGUGCGAGCAAGAAGGUCCUACAAACCUGACUCAGUUACACCAGCUCUGUCAGGAGGAAUGGGACAAAAUUCACCAAACUUAUUGUGGGAAGCUUGUGGAAGGCUACCCGAAACGUUUGACCCAAGUUAAACAAUUUAAAGGCAAUGCUACCAAAUACUAAUUGAGUGUAUGUAAACUUCUGAACCACUGGGAAUGUGAUGAAAUAAAUACAAGCUGAAAUAAAUCAUUCUCUCUACUAUUAUUCUGACAUUUCACAUUCUUAAAAUAAAGUGGUGAUCCUAACUGACCUAAAACAGGGAAUUUUUACUAGGAUUAAAUGUCAUGAAAAUGUUGUGAAAAACUGAGUUUAAAUGUAUUUGGCUAAGGUGUAUGUAAACUUCCGACUUCAACUGUAUAUAAAGUGUAAUAUUGGGACGCAAACUCAAAAUGUAAUACAUUAAUAUAUUUGACAUGGUACAGAUGUCUUAUUUUUUUAUGCGCAUAACCCUGUGUGUGAGGUGUAUACUUUUAUUUCAAAGUAGAUUUGUUUAAGACUACCAAUAAACACUCUGUGUGACUCAGAUUUAGCCCACUGCAGUAAUCUACUGAUCUACACAAAAUUCUCCAUAAUGUCAAAGUGAAAAGAAAAUGUAAUAAAUAAUAAGUUAUAAUAAGUUGUGUGAUCUCACUCUGUGUGCUAUAAUAGGGAUUAACAUGAUUUUUAAAUUACUACCCCAUCUCUGAACCCCCCACACACAAUUAUCAGUAAGGUCUCUCAGUCGAGUAGUGAAUUUCAUGCACAGAUUCAACCACAAAGACCAGGGAGCUUUUCCAAUGACUCGCAAAGAAAGGCACCGAUUGGUUGGUGAAAAAAAUAUUAAAAGCAGACACUGAAAUAUAAGUUAUUAAUUAGGGUGUAUCAAUACACCCAGUCACUACAAAGUUACAGGUGUCCUUCCUAACUGAGCUGCCGGAGAGGAAGGAAAGGAUUCAACCAUGAGGCCAAUGGUGAUUUUAAACCGUUAUGGAGUGUAAUGUCUUUGAUAGGAGAAAACCGAAGAUGGAUCAAGAACAUUGUAGUUCCUCCACAAUACUAACCUAAAUGACAGAGUGAAAAGAAGGAAACCUGUACAGAAUACAAAUAUUCCAAAACAUGCAUCCUGUUUGAAACAAGACAUUAAAGUAAUACUGCAAAACAUUUGGCAAAGGAAUUAACUUUUUGUCCUGAAUACAAAGUGUUAUGUUUGGGGCAAAUUCAACAUUACACGUCACUGAGUACCACUCUACAUAUUUUCAAGCAUGGUGGUGGCUGCAUCAUGUUAUGGGUAGUUGUUUACCAGAAAUACAGUGAAUGUUCCUGAGUGGCCUGGUUACAGUUUUGACUUAAAUCUGCUUGAAAAUCUAUGGAAAGACUUGAAAUUGGCUGUCAACAACCAACUUGACCAAGCUUGAAGAAUUCUGAAACUAAUAAUGGACAAAUAUAGCACAAUCCAGUUGUGCAAAGCUCUUAGAGAUUUACCCCAAAAGACUUACAGUUGUAAUUGCUGCCAAAGGUGUUUCUAACAUGUAUUGACUCAGGGGGGUGAAUACUUACAGUAUCUAAUCAAGAUAUAUUCAUGUUGUAUUUUGUAUUAAUUUUAAAAAAUGUUUUAGAAUUUUUCUUCCACUUCGACAUAGUAUUUUGUGCGGCUCAUUGACAAAAAAUUGCAAUCAAAUACAUUUUAAUCUCACUUUGUGACAAUUCAAAUGUGAAGAAAUCCAAGAGGGGUGAAUACUUAUGAUAGGCACUGUAAGUGUAAACCUAGAGAACAACAGAGUAAACGGGUGAAAUGGGCAAGAGUUCAAAGUGAAGUUAGAUUGACGUUUGGGGUGCUGACGCAGGGGUAUAGAGAAAGGGGAGAGUUUGAGGACUGGACGGAUGGGGUGACAGGAGUGACCGUGGGGCAGGUGAUGGAGGUAGAGGACUGUAGAUGCUCAGCCUCUCCAAGGAGCAGAGGGGCCAAAUGGAGCGAGCAUGAGAGUCGCCUGUUGCUGCGCUUAAUAAGAACUGACGUUACACAACAUCAUCCACCUCAGCAGUAUGUGGCCUUAUUGCAGAGUCUGUGGUUGUGGCAAGUUAUUUUUAAAAAGAAGGUCCCGUGUAGCUCAGUUGGUAGAGCAUGGCGCUUGCAACGCCAGGGUUGUGGGUUCGAUUCCCACGGGGGACUAGUAUGAAAAAAUGUAUGCACUCACUAACUGUAAGUCGCUCUGGAUAAGAGCGUCUGCUAAAUGACUAAAAUGUAAAAUGUAAGGUGUGCACUGUGUGGGAGACUGCAGUGCAACACAGACUGACAGCAGAGACUCCGUCUGAAUAAUUGGUAACACAUACACACUUAGUCAUACUUUAAGUCAGUGGUUCCCAACCCUUUUCUGUUACUGUACCACCAACUGAAUUUUGCUCCUCCCGGAGUACUCCUGAAGUACCCCCUCGUGCAUUUUACCAGUAGGUCAAUGGUCUCAUGAGUCUUCUCACUUACCCCCUGUGGAUAGGCCAAGUACCCCCAGGAGUCUUAGUACCCCUGGUCAGGAACCACUGCUCUAAGUCAUACACUCAUGCAUGUAGUCAGUCACACACUUAGCUACACACACAGACAACCCAACCAGACACCCACUCAAACCCACAGACAAAGGACGUUUACCCACGUGUGUUCUGGCUCUGGCCCACACACAGUGCCACACACAAAUAGGCACACAGUAAACCAUCCAAGAACAGAGCCAAUCCCUCCCACAAACAAAAUACACCAUGUACUUUCCUUUUGUGUGCUUAACCAUCCCAACCCUUCUUCCUCUUCCACCCCCCUAGGAUUACACCAUCACCAUGUACUUCCAGCAGUCCUGGAGGGACAAGCGCUUGUCCUACACAGGGAUUCCCCUCAACCUGACGCUGGACAACAGGGUGGCAGACUCGCUCUGGGUCCCUGACACCUACUUCAUCAAUGAUAAGAAGUCCUUUGUGCACGGGGUCACAGUGAAGAACAGAAUGAUCCGACUGCAUCCUGACGGAACUGUACUCUACGGCCUCAGGUGAGUGUGUGCGUAUCAGUGUUAUGUGUUCAUGGGCUCCUGUGAUGUCAGCGUGGUCCUCUGUAGCUCAGUUGGUAGAGCAUGGCUCUUGCAACACCAGGAUAGUGGGUUUGAUUCCCGGGACCUCCCAUACGUAAAAUAUGUAUACACGCAUAACUGUAAGUCACUUUGGGUAAGUGCCUGCUAAAUGGCAUAUAUUAUUGUUUGUGUGUGCGCGUGCACUGGUUGAAUUGGGGGGUGUGCCAGGGGGGUUAAUUUACUAGCCUAAACAAUAUAUACUGACAAAAGCACAUACCACAGUAGGUCCUGGAGGGUGUGAGAAGGUCAGUUCUGGUGACUAUGUAAAAGGACAUUCUACUCCAAAAUAGAAAGAUGCUGACAUCUCAAAUAUAAUUUCCCUCUCCAGAAAUGAGCUCAAUAACAUAUUGGUCCAUAUUAUCAGGCAGGUGUGCUAUUUAUCACCUGAUGUACUCCACCUGAUGCAGUAUGGUGGCUAUAAAGAAAUAGGCUGAGGGUUGCCCAUCUGCAUUCACCCCAUUGGGCCCAAAUAUUAGCUAGAACACAAACACUAGUUAGCAACAUAUUGAUGACUUGAAUGUCAUAAAAACGUUCCACUGGCACUCAGCCAACUAAGGAUCAUGUACUGGGAAUGUAUGCCUACCUGUUACACCUGAUCGUGUCUAUGCAUUCAACGCCAUUGGCGAGGACUAACGCGCAUAAACCAUGCCGCUGCUAAAAACUCAGGGUCUCAAAUGGUGCAUUUUACUAAUUUAUUGGAUUUAAGAAAUAAGUGUAGCCUAGUAACACUAGAAAGCUCUGUGAUCCUUCUCUUUUAACAGUGGGCAUCAAAACUGCUUUCAAAGGUGUGUUUUCCUGAGACUGCAUUAAGAAUGUUGUACAAUGACUGGGCAUGCAUAUUUCUCUCCGUGUGGCUCUCUCAAUUUGAAUGUGCCUCGAGAGGAAUAUAAUUUUCUUGCAUAGAAUGCGACAGGCUGAACUGUAAACUAUUCUACUAUGGGUUUGUCUGAUUUAGCUGUUGCUUACUCGUGUUGUUGGCUGUGGAAAGUUAAAUGUGGACAACAAUUUUUCAUUAGAUAAUUCCAAUAACCAAAGGUACUGGGUUUCAGCUCCGCCUGGCUCUCAUUUGGAUCAUACUGUAGGAGGAUCCGGUCCAAUUUAACUCGUGUGUGUGUGUGUGUGUGUGUGUGUGUGUGUGUGUGUGUGUGUGUGUGUGUGUGUGUGUGUGUGUGUGUGUGUGUGUGUGUGUGUGGUGUGUGUGUGUGUGUGUGUGUGUGUGUGUGUGUGUGUGUGUGUGUGUGUGUGUGUGUGUGUGUGUGUGUGUGUGUGUGUGUGUGUGUGUGUGUGUGUGUGUAUGCUUGUGUGCAUGCGUGUCUAUGUCUUAGUGUUUGUGUGAGCUUAUGAGUGAGAAUGAGAGCCGCCCUCCAUUUUCUGCAGACUGGUGGUUGGUUGAAAGAGCAUGCAACCAUAGCUCCUGCACAUCAUCUUUUGGUGUGUGUGUGCUUCAACUGUACUGGAAAAACUGCACAUAGGCAAGGAAAGCCCUCUCAAACAACCACCAUUGCUCUUUCUCCUCUGCCUCUGGAGAGUGAGAGGAAGACCCAGGUGGUGAAUCAUUUAUGGAGCCGUACUCCCCUGCAGUCCGGAGCACGGCAACAGCGUAGCCUCGUAGGCUACAUGCUCCUUGCCUGGCUACCCAGGCUCCCGCCAAACGCUAGGCCACACCCACUCAUGUUCAUUUCUUCUCCGCAAUGAGUCUGGAUCUGAGCACCUCCCUGACGAUUUCUAGAAUGGAAAUCUAUUCUAGACGUCUGAUUGGUACCAGAAACCGAUGGGUUGGGCCAGAGCCAGAACACGUGGGUAAAACGUUGUUUGAAAAUUGGCUUCGAUACUCUGAUUGGUUAGAGAUGAUCCAAUCGCUGAUUACUUUUUUCAUACAUUUUGACGUCACCACAAACGACUUCAAUGAUGGCAGCGGAGGAAUUCAGUUUGAGUCGUCAGGCAAACAUGCUCCCCUCCUCGCCUCUGCAGUGCUGAGCCGCGCCGAGCUAACGAAGGGAACUGAAGGGCAGCCACUGUCAAUAAUGCAGUGGAGAUCAGAGGGAUUCAGCGCUUUGGUGGGGGGGAAUGAUGACUUGACAGUUUUUCUAGUUAGAUAUCCUUUUUUUGAGCUACGAGGCAGAUCUCUAGGGUUUGUAGGGAAGAUCCAAUACAAGUUUAUUACUUCAGUCGGGUGGCAUAUUUUGUAACCAUGCCCGUGGAUGUGGAUUUUGUCAAUAGUGCUCUUUUGAAUGGGUUUGUUCUAGCCAAAAAGUAUAGUUUGUCUGGGAAGGCAUUAUUUGUGUUGUUUCGUUUUCGUUAACCAGCAGUUGCCGGGACCAUCAUCGUCGAAUUAAAGAAAAUCCUGCUCUAGCCAAUCACUGACAUAAAUUUAUCAAUUAAGUGUGAGGGAGCAAAGGAAACCCAGCGGACACUGAGGCCCUCAAGGACAAGAGUUAGUCACCCCAUGCUGUAGCUCAUUAACUGGCUGAGUUAAAGGCUAGCUGGUAGUUCUGGGAGAUAACAUCUGUCUUGAAGAUUCAGGCAAGAUGACAACACCACAGUUAAACCCAGUAAUCUGACUCAGAUACAUCUCCCCUUUAACCUUUUCAACUCCUCCAGAGUGACCUCAGCUGCUGACAAGACACUCUGUGUGUGAUCUGAGUCACAGAACCAAUGUGACCGUUGACUGGAAUCAAACCUGUGUUGACAGCAAGACACGCCCAUCACAAAGAGGACAUUGUUAUGUCUCUGAUCUAGCCAUUAGCUCUGAAAGCUAACAUAUGGCGCUAACAUCUGUCUUCAGGUCUCGGGCUAGAUUACAUCAUGGUGGAAGCUAACAACAACCAGGCAAUCAAUCCCAUUAGCUACAUUAGCAUGAGUUGUGAUUGAGCUCAAUGUCUAGAUUAAAGGCAGUUUGUGUGGUUCAUAUCGUUGUGAAGACGCUGCAGUGUUUUAUACACAUCUAUGUGGCUUGUUAGGUUAAUUAGGGCUGAGACGGAGUCGAGCGUGUGGCUAACCUGGUGUGGUGCUGGGGUGGAAGGUCUUAGAUGUGUGAUUUGAUUAAGUAUUGGUUUAGGCUACAUAAAUCAUAUUGUCUGUGGCCAUUAUAAAUCUGAGGGGUUAUUUUUGGUGCAUAGGAGUAGUGUCUGUAGUAUCAUUUGGUGGAAUCCACUGGGCGCAGACGUCAUUUCAAUGUCUAGUUUUGAUUUACAUUUGGUUGAGUUGUCAACUAACAUGAUUUCAACGUGAAAUCAAAAUGUCACCAUGUUAUUGGAUUUAGGUUAAAAGUUGGGUGAAAAAAAUACAAAAUUCUCUUACAUUGAUGACUUUUUGCAAAUCCAAUCAGUUUUCCAUGUUGAUUUAACUUCAUCACAUUGAAUGUUUUUGUUGAAAUUGUGUGGAAACAACGUUGAUUCAAUCAAUUUUUGCCCAGUGGAAAGGCAAAUGUAUCACCAUUUUGUUGUUUUGGUUGACGCCAAAGGAUUUGGUUUUGUGUACCAGGUGGCUGAACAGCAUGCUCCUUAUUGGCAUGAACACGUGUGCCAAUAAAGACAUGAUUAUCAUGGUAACAUUUAGGGCCGGAUUGAAACCUGCCAUAGCAAUGUUUAUGCAACCGCUUUGUUUACACAUUGAAUUUACCCCAUGAAUUGACUGAAUUGAAAUUCAACACACACCAACCCUGUCUAUAGGCCAACACUCAACUCACCUUCAGCUUUUCUUAGUCCUUUGAAGGGCAUAUUUAAAGGUAGACUCAGCAACAUGACAUCAUCAUUCACAGCAGGACAGAUUGCCAUGGCUCUUGCCAGUGUGGGCAUGCCCACAUACUAGCAGCCUUGGCCGAUUUGGAUUCUGUUGUUGUUGACGUCUGUAAGCAGGAAGUAGCCCUGCUGUGUAUGAUGGCGUCUUAUUGCUGAGUGUACCUUUAACAAAUCAUUUGAAUUGACAUUUCAAGCUAGCCUACUGUAGAAAACCACAUUAAUAUAUUAAAAUAUAUAUAAUAAAUAUAAUUAUAUUAUUAGCUUGGUUUGAGUUGAGUUGUCUGCCUGUUGGGUGAGCAGCAGUCGCCUGGGUGCUGGCUGGCACGGGCCUGUGGAGAGAUUCAUUAGCAAUAGCCAUGCCUCUCAGUAGGGUCAGGUGAGUCACUCUGCUGGUGCUGGCAGCUCCAGUCUGCCCCAACCAUACGCUGCUCUCCCCAGGAGCACUACCAUGAAAACCUGCUCCGCUCGCCUCUCAUCUCAUCUCCAGUCCCCAUCUCUUGUCUCUUUAAAGGUAAAUGAUGCCCAGUGCAUCCAGUUAUCCAGUGGUACUGUACUGUAGUAUACAUCCCUUGUUGGUACCAGUUUAGAGUUACAGGAACUGAUGAUGUUUCAGUUCUCCCCAUGUCCCUGACCACUGGUGCAAUACUUUUGUUUGUUAACAAUAAACAAUAUAUCUUUGGUAUGGCUAUGUCAUUUCCUAAGGCACUUUAUACAUAAAUAUCCUAAGCCAUGACUGUCAUUUUCUUUGACGCGUAGUCAUGUAAUGCUAGGAUGAACCAUGACUACGUCAUCUUUAUGAUACUCAGUCAAGCAUUAUUAAUUGACUAACAUACUGAACCACGGCUGUUCUUAAGCACUGUCAUUCUUCAUUGCACUAACAGACAGUUACAAUGCACCAUAAGCAUGUAAUUCAUGUGGCUAUCUGUCAGUGUCAGUGUCUCCCCUGCUCUGAUGUCUCCCUCUGAUGUCUGGGCCCAUUGUGAGUGAGUGCCUGUCUGUGUAUAAUCUGAAUACCACUCUGCCAUUCAGUCUUCCUCUCUUCUUCUCUCCCUGCCUCCCUCACGAGAGCACCCAGAAAUAACUUGCAUGUCAUUGUGACAACUUUUCACUUUCAUCUGCUUCACUCCUCACACACAAUUCUCACAGUUUCACGUCGAGCAGGGAGACGUCUUCACACUCGAAUGCUGCACAAUUAUUAUUCCCUGCAGACCACACAAUUAUUCAGCCAGUGUGCUUCUGCCUGCUGCCUACAGUGAGCCGGCUAUAUUUAGGCUGCCUGGAAUGACCUCACCAGUUACUGUAGUGUACACGUCAGCUGCUACGCUACCUUCACGUUUUUAAUGUAUCCAUCAAUACACAUAUGGCCAGUCUGAAUGGUCACUGCACACGCUAUCAAACAGUAGGCCUAUUAGUUAUGCUCAAUGAAGAUUGAUUGAAUAUGGCAACAUGUUUUUAAUUCAACCUUUAAUCAAAUCUAGCAUAACGUUCAUUGCGGUAAUUACUAAUUUUUAGGCAGCACUGCCACCUCUACCCCCGGUGCUUCAGCAUGUGAAGGAAAAGAGAGUGUAUGUGUGAUUAACAUUUUAUGAAGUAUAGCAGUAAUAACAAAAAGCUUUAUUCGCAGUAAAAUUUUACAGAUUAUUUAACAGAACAACUUCUCUCUAGCUAGCACCCUUUUCCUGUUUGUUGUAUUAUUAAAACAAGACAAUAGAGUUGAGCAUGUUUUACCUUCAUCUUCCCCUGGAAAACACUAUCAAUCGUUACUGAGUGGAAUAUCCUGGCUAAAUGAAAUGAAAAUCUUAUAACCACUAUACUAGUAUAACUGCAGACAUUUUCAGAGCAUCACUUCUCCAAUAUCAGUCACCCCAGUAGAUAGGAUUCCUCUCACAUUAACAAUGCAUUACUCUCACCAACUGCAUUAGCCAUUUCAGAAAACACAAACCAAUACUAAUGCUGCAGUCAGUCACACCCGUAACAUCUAUCACGUAACGUGACGCUCAUUACCAUCACGGAUGCAAAGCCCACCUCUUUCCCUGAUAUGUGUUUGAUCUGCAUUGAUCUGAUGGGGAGGGGAUGUUACACACUGGGGUAAUAGAUUGGGAGUGGGAAUAGUGUAGUAUGGUACACCCUUACUGACACCCCUACGGUAUAGAGGAGCUGAUGCUCUAUUUUUACCCCAUCUCUGCAGAUGCUUUAUAAUUCAUCCAGACCACCCUAAUGCAUUUGGUGUGUUUAAGACAUGGUCGACAGCCAAAUAAUAUUCAGCUGCAGUGUAUGAAAAUUGAUGAAUAUUCAUGCCCAGGGCUUUUCAGUUCUCAACAUCGUUGCGGCUGCAAUUGACAGAUAUUGGUCUCACUGGACACUCGCUAUCACUCAGUGAGGAGAAUGGCUAUGGGCCAGUGAGAGUCAUUUUUACAAGGCAGGGCUCUUGGAUUGGACGAAGACCAAGACUAAUGCACAGCAGACCGCCACUGGACUUUUAGAAUGCCCUUUACCUGCAUGGUUGUAAUGCCACAUUCCAAAUCGAUCCCUAGCCCCUUGGGACUACAUCUGGAUCUGAAAGUAUAGGAUUGGUAUACUAAACAGUAUUGUUAUACAGUUGAAGUCGGAAGUUUACAUACACCUUAGCCAAAUACAUUUAAACUCAGUUUUUCACAAUUCCUGACAUUUAAUCCUAGUAAAUAUUCCCUGUCUUAGGUCAGUCAGGAUCACCACUUUAUUUUAAGAAUGUGAAAUGUCAGAAUAAUAGUAGAGAGAAUGAUUUAUUUCAGCUUUUAUUUCUUUCAUCACAUUCCCAGUGGGUUUAAAGUUUACAUACACUCAAUUAGUAUUUGAUAGCAUUGCCUUUCAAUUGUUUAACUUGGGUCAAACGUUUCGGGUAGCCUUCCACAAGCUUCCCACAAUACGUUGGGUGAAUUUUGGCCCAUUCCUCCUGACAGAGCUGGUGUAACUGAGUCAGGUUUGUAGGCCUCCUUGCUCGCACACACCUUUUCAGUUCUGCCCACAAAUGUUCUAUAGGAUUGAGGUCAGGGCUUUGUGAUGUGAUGGCCACUCCAAUACCUUGACUUUGUUGUCCUUAAGCCAUUUUGCCACAACUUUGGAAGUAUGCUUGGGGUCAUUGUCCAUUUGGAAGACCCAUUUGCGACCAAGCAUUAACUUCCUGACUGAUAUCUUGAGAUGUUGCUUCAAUAUAUCCACAUAAUUUUCCUUCCUCAUGAUACCAUCUAUUUUGUGAAGUGCACCAGUCCCUCCUGCAGCAAAGCACCCCCACAGCAUGAUGCUGCCACCCCCGUGCUUCACGGUUGGGAUGGUGUUCUUCGGCUUGCAAGUACCCCCUUUUUUCUCCAAACAUAACGAUGGUCAUUAUGGGCAAACAGUUCUAUUUUUGUUUCAUCAGACCAGAGGACAUUUCUCCAAAAAGUACAAUCUUUGUCCCCAUGUGCAGUUGCAAACCGUAGUCUGGCUUUUUUAUGGCGGUUUUGGAGCAGUGGCUUCUUCCUUGCUGAGCGGCCUUUCAGGUUAUGUCGAUAUAGAACUUGUUUUACUGUGGAUAUAGAUACUUUUUUACCUGUUUCCUCCAGCAUUUUCACAAGGUCCUUUGCUGUUGUCCUGGGAUUGAUUUGCACUUUUCGCACCAAAGUACGUUCAUCUCUAGGAGACAGAAUGCGUCUCCUUCCUGAGCGGUAUGACGGCUGCGCGGUCCCAUGGUGUUUAUAUUUGCGUACUGUUGUAUGUACAGGUGAACGUGGUACCUUCAGGCGUUUGGAAAUUGCUCCCAAGGAUGAACCAGACUUGUGGAGGUCUACCAUUUUUUUUCCUGAGGUCUUGGCUGAUUUCCUUUGAUUUUCCCAUGAUGUCAAGCAAAGAGGCACUGAGUUUGAAGGUAGGCCUUGAAAUACAUCCACAGGUACACCUCCAAUUGACUCAAAUGAUGUCAAUUAGCCUAUCAGAAUCUUCUAAAGCCAUGACAUAAUUUUCUGGAAUUUUCCAAGCUGUUUAAAGGCACAGUCAACUUAGUGUAUGUAAACUUCUGACCCACUGGAAUUGUGAUACAGUGAAUUAUAAGUGAAAUAAUCUGUCUGUAAACAAUUGUUGGAAAAAUUAUUUGUGUCAUGCACUAAGUAGAUGUCCUAACCGACUUGCCAAAACUAUAGUUUGUUAACAAGACAUUUGUGGAGUGGUUGAAAAACGAGUUUUAAUGACUCCAACCUAAGUGUAUGUAAACUUCCGACUUCAACUGUAGAUCAGCCUUGACCUCUGAUAGGCAAUAUUAGAGAUAACUAGCCAAUGCUUUCAGAUCAACAUACUGUAGGUGCAUAGGUAGUAGGGGCUUUGGGAUGGCUUUCAAAUUUAACAUGUACUACUAUGCUUUUUAGGUUUUGGCGAUGGGUUCGUCACCCAAAACAAAGGAGUGGCAGCUUGAGUGAGUUUUAGGUGCUCAGCGAUGCAUGACAUUUUGCGACAGGAGAAGCUGGACAAAAUGGGGAAACUGCAGAGGAUCCCUGGAAAUGUCUCAAACAGCUAGAGGGCUCAGGUUGGGUUAGGUGAAUUCAUUGCUGGCUAUGACUCACAUCCUGGCAGUCUCACUGCCUGUGUGUGUGUGUGUGUGUUUGUGUGUGUGUGUGUGUGUGUGUGUGUGUGUGUGUAAGAGAGAGUCGGUACGCUCUUUUCUUGUCUCACGUCUCCUCUCAUUUGACACAGGGAUUAUGCAGUGGAAAAGGUACACAUACACUUUACAGUAAUGGUUCCCUGUUCACAAUGAUAAACCAAUGUGCAAACAUGUAAGAUGUACAUAUGAUGUAUAAACACUUAUUCUCUGAACAUCUUAUGUAAUUUAUGCGACAUCUUUUUGAGUGAGGACCCAUUACACCUUUUUGUUUGUCUGAAUUUGCGGGUUUUACGCACCAGCGAAGCUUCUGGGAGAGCGCGAUGAUUCCCUUUUGAUUAGCUAUGAACAGUGACUCCACCACACUAUGCUUUAAAUGUAAUCCUUUACUCAGCAUAAGCGGUUUACAUUAAAAUCAAUAUUAAAUCGACAUCCUAUUCUUAUCGUAUAUGGUUCGUGAGCAGUGAGAACACAACAAUGGAUGUGACUCUGACCCCUUCCCUUCCAAGGACCAGCCAACCCCUCGGCAAGCAGCCUGUAAUAACAUGGCUGCAUGUGGCCAUAACCUUGACCCUUUUCUGUCAGAGACCAAAUGAACGCAAUGAAUACAUAAGCACAGCAAUCUCACUGUUUGGGAACAUUUUGAGUUUAAUCAAUACUAAAAGAAUGAAAGCAGUGUAGCACAAAUUCAAUCUGAAAUCGUCAAAUUGAAGUGUGCUCCUUCAAAUGAGACCUCAAAGCGAAGAAGUCACGGAUUUUAAAGUCCACCGAUUGCCGGGAUUUUUUGGGUGUUAAUUCUUAAUUAAUCAGAGUGCUAAUUAAGAUGGAACAUGGAGCAUUUCAAAGAGGGAGGGCACAGUCAUGACUUAAGCAGUAUGAAGGCAAUUAUGGGUGAGAAACGGAGAGUUCAAUUUCCAGUGAAACCAUGGAGGGAUUUGUGCAAUAGAACUCUGAGUAUGUACUGUGUGUGCUUCCUGAGUCAAUAUGUGUGAGAAGGAUGCGUUUUUCAUUUCUCUCUGUUAUUAGGUCAACCUUUUUCACUGUGCACCUGGAAGUGUUUAUAUAAAAUGUUAUGAAAUGUAACACACACCCCAAAAAACUACAUUUUAAGUGUUCCUGGCCAUACUGUACUCUUUGUAUAUGAUAUACAGUAUGUGUGUUCACACAGAUUUUAUACUGUAUGCUCUGCACUUGUAAGGACAUACAUCAUGGUAAGGGUUAGUGAGACAUUAGUCCUAUGGGGUAUGGGGGUAUAUUUUAAAUGUCUGCGCUAGAUACAAGAACAUUAUAGAAUGUCUACCAUCCCCCACCCCCUCUCUCUCUCUCUCUUUACCCCCCCCCCUCCCCUCUCAGGAUCACCACUACGGCAGCUUGCAUGAUGGACUUGCGUAGAUACCCUCUGGACGAGCAGAACUGCACCCUGGAGAUCGAGAGCUGUGAGUGACACUGUGUGUGUGUGUGUGUGUGUGUGUGUGUGUGUGUGUGUGUGUGUGUGUGUGUGUGUGUGUGUGUGUGUGUGUGUGUGUGUGUGACAUCACUGUAGAGACUUCUCAGCUUCAUUUGUGCCGUUUAUCACUACUGGGCAUGUUUACGAAAGCUUGUCCCUACACACAGAUCUGAGGUCUAUGUGACUCUAUGGGUGCUAUUGAAUAAACCCUAAAGGGACAUGUAGCUAGGGCCAGUUUCCCAGACCCAGAUUGAGCCUAUUCAUGUAGUAAAAGGCACUUUCAAUGGUGAUUUCCUAUUGAGCAUGCUUUUUAGUCCAGGAAUAGGCAUAAUCUGGGUCAAUGAAACUGGCCCUAGCUACAUUUUACAAUUAUAACAUUCUUUCUCUGUUUUAGUUAAUCUACACAUCUCAUGAUGACUUUCUCUCAGUCCAUUCAUUUUCACACAUUAUUCUGUUACACAGGCCUAUGUGCCUCAGGUAAGGUGAUUACUCUCUUCCAAACCGUAGCAAAAUAUCUCCCCAUCGAGGACAUAACGUACAUUAAGCAGGAAGAAAACUGCAGCACUUUACGCCAACUAAUGCAAACUGGCAUUUCUUGUUAAAUCAAACUUGGCCGGAGUGCUUCAUUUAAAUAAUAGAUGGUGCAUAGUUAACUCAAUCUGCACAGACGUGGACGCUUGGCUUUGGGUAUUUUGACAAGGUUCUGGAAAUCACUAUAACGCCUUGUGGAGCUGCUGGAUUCAUGGAUUGACUGGGUUGAUGUAUUUAAUACUUUUGGCAAGACCUUACUCAAACCCUCUAUCAUGUCAUCUGUCUUAAUUAUGACAUACAAUUAGCUAGCGUAAUAAUAAUUUUUAGCAACAAUCAAGACUGUAAGGUUACUACUCUUUGAUGCACCAACACUGCUAGCACUGAUGUGGCCAGGCCUUAAAAUGUAAGUUCUUAUCUUAAUUUCACUUUUUGUAAUUUUUUUCAUUUUAUACCCUAAUGGAAAUAUCAGGUCCAACCUUUGCACUUUGCAGUUUCUAGCUGUGGACAAUCUGGUCCAGUUUCUAGCUGUGGACAGUCUGGUCCAGUUUCUAGCUGUGGACAAUCUGGUCCAGUUUCUAGCUGUGGACAAUCUGGUCCAGUUUCUAGCUGGUCAUUCUAGCUGUGGACAACUCAGUUCUAGCUGUGGACAUCGGUCAGUUUCUAGCUGUGGACAAGUCCUUCACUUGGAAACCCGUACAUCUAGUUGCGUGGACACAUAGAAAACAUCCAGUUCUGCUGUUCUAUUCUUCGCAGUCUCAUUAAAAAAAACAAUCUCCAUAUUGGUCUACACAUUUCUUUACACAUUAUUCUCCUAUACUCUUAUGGCUUCUGGGGUGAUCUGAUAACCCAAGACCCUCUCACACAUACAUUAAAUGGGGAAUGGGAAAGAAAGACAAAACACUGAUUGAGUACAGGCAGUAAGGAGAAGCAGCUAAUUCCCUGAAAUCCUGCGGUUCCCUUUAGAUAAGCGAAGGAGUCUGAGGGGAGAAAAAGCCAACCCAGUCCAAUUAAGUUUGCCUAAUUACUGAAAGGCCAAUAACUGACUUGUUUCAUUCCUGUUCCAUCUAAUACCAGGCAAAGAAACGUGUUAGAAAAAGACUUGACCCACCGCUUCAGACAAGUAUACUCUCAAUGACACAGCAGCUUUCUGCCUGUCCAUGUUGAAUGGCGUUCCAUUCUGUCAGAUUCUCAGGUGGGUACACCGCCCGUGACAUACGGUAGGUAGCCUUCUGUCUGUCCAUUUUAGAUGAUGUAACAGUCUCUCCCUCUCACAGAUGGGUACACCACUGAUGACAUCGAGUUCUACUGGAAAGGUGAUAAUUCAGUGACUGGGGUGGAGAACAUCGAACUUCCCCAAUUCUCUAUUAUAGACUACCACAUCCAAUCCACAAAAGCAGUGUUUGCUACAGGUAACAAUCUGAUUACUAACCCUUACAAUAGUAUAUUAUUAAUUAAAGUUUCUGAUGUUCCACUUAAGAGUGUCUAACAUUAGAGAAUGUGGCAGACUGUAACUGCCACAUAAGCACCGGGUAGAAGUUCUCUCAGGCACAAAGAGGAUAAUCUUACCCCUAAAUGCUAAACUGACCUUAGUUCAGCAUCUAGGGGGAAACUUCAUCCUACUCCGACGUGAAAACUGUGUUUGGUCUCCCAGGCUCCUACCCGAGGCUCUCUCUGAGUUUUAAGCUGAAGAGGAACAUUGGCUACUUCAUCCUACAGACCUACAUGCCCUCCACCCUGAUCACCAUCCUAUCCUGGGUCUCCUUCUGGAUCAACUAUGACGCGUCUGCGGCCAGAGUCGCUUUAGGUCGGUGUCUUUGGGUUAUUCUAUGGGUUGUCCAUGUGGGGGGCUUUAGGUUAGUGUCUUUGGGUUAUUCUAUGGGUUGUCCAUGUGGGGGGCUUUAGGUUAGUGUCUUUGGGUUAUUCUAUGGGUUGUCCAUGUGGGCGGCUUUAGGUUAGUGUCUUUGGGUUAUUCUAUGGUUUGUCCAUGUGGGGGGCUUUAGGUUAGUGUCUUUGGUUUAUUCUAUGGGUUGUCCAUGUUGAGGGUUUAGGUCGGUGCCUUUGGGUUAUUCUAUGGGUUGUCCAUGUAGGGGUGGUUUAGGUCGUUGUCUUUGGGUUAUUCUAUGGGUUGUCCAUGUGGGGGGUUUAGGUCAUUGUCUUUGGUUUAUUCUAUGGGUUGUCCAUGGCGGGGGUUCAAUAAAGAAUCACGGCUGAAUAUGUCUUUAGUAGCUUUGGGUUACCAGGUGUAGGCAUGUGUUGGUCUGCCUCCCAGGCAGGCAGAAUGCACCCUUAUACACAGCAGAGCAUAGUGUGUCUCUCAACGCACAGUCCCCACGGCAGUGUAUACUUGCACACUACCCCCUUAGGUAGAUUGCACACAUGCACAUAACCCCUUAGGUAGAGUGUAUACUUACACACAUCCCUCUCGGCAGAGUGUACCCUUACACAAAGCACCCUAGGUAGCAUAGUGUAUACUUAUACACACACAGCCCCCAUAGGCAGUGUACACUUACACACCACCCCCUAGGCAGAACUUCUACUUACACACUGCCCCCUAGGCGGUAUGCAUCCAUGCGCACGGACACAGUCUGAAGAUAGAAUAACACACACAGCCCCAAAGGCACAGUUGGGGCUACCUAUUCAUCCUCCAAAGCACAGGGAUUAUUUUACCCCAUCCACCGACCCAUGGGAAUAUGGGUUUCCUUACACCCACAACAUGGAGGUCAGAGAUUAAUCCUGAAAUUCUCAGUCAUCCCCGAGUGUGCACACAAACAGCCCUCAGCAGUGUGUCCUUGUGUCCUCACUUUCAUGGUUGUCCUACCCCAGAGGCAGUUUGUACCCUUACAAAAAAACACCCCUGACUAGCUACUGACUCACUGGUGUGCAUCAGGGAUAUAACCUGAGUUUAAGGUGAGAGCUGAAAUGUACAAAAGCAAACUCAUCAGACCUUCUCUGGAACAAGCAGAGAAAUAGAGAAUCAGUAAACAACAAUUUGGGAGGCAUUAUGAGGGAGCGUUACCGUAGCUAGCGAAGAAACGGUUGCUAACUAACUAACUGUAAAAGUGUAAAUAUUUAAUGCCACAGUUAUUAAGCUAGCUAGAGCUACUGCUGCUCCUAUAUUCUUUGGCUAAAUACCAUAACGCUGCUUCCGGUCCUUGUUCCUGCUUACAAACAUUGUGGCUCCAGUUUUGUUUAGAUUUUGCUGAUUGGGACGCAUCCACUUUCACAGGCUACUGGGUUUAAAGAAAACACAUACGGCAUACACAGAUACUGCAUGUGCUUUGAAUGGUCAAAUGAAUGGUCAAAUGAAUGGUCAAAUGAAUGGUCAAAUGCCUGAAAUGUGGUCACAUUUUCCAAGUAUUUCACACUCUUCUGUCAGCUUGAAUGCCUACUGUUUAUAGUGUGCAGUCUGGCAGGCUUACUGUUAUCAAGAUGAUGGCACGCUUGGGGGUGUGCUUUAGCCAAUGACGCAAACUCAACUCCAGACGGAUAUAAAAAUGUAUGGAUAUAUGUGCAAAAAUGUAGAAUCUUGUCUACUAAGUACAGUGCUGUGAAAAAGUAUUUGCCCCCUUUCUAAUUUUCUCUACUUUUGCAUAUUUUUGAUACUGACUGUUAUCAGACCUUCAACCAAAACCUAAUAUUAGAUAAACGGAACCUGAGUGAACAAAUAACACAACAAUUACAUACUUAUGUCAUAAACAAAGUUAUGCAACACUCAAUGUCUUUGCCACCUUUACUUGCAAUGACUCCAACCAAACGCUUCCUGUAGUUGUUGAUCAGACUCUCACGUCGCUGUGGAGGAAUUCUGGCCCACUCUUCCAUGCAGAACUGCUUUAACUCAGUGACAUUUGUGGGUUUUCAAGCAUGAACCCAAACUAUCACACUACCGCCACCAUACUUGACGGUUGGUAUAAGGUUCUUACUGUGGAAUGCAGUGUUUGGUUUUCGCCAGGCAUAAUGGGACCCAUGUUGUCCAAAAAGUUAUAAUUUUGAUUCUGUCCAUAUACAUUUUUUCCAAGAGUCUUGAUGAUCAUUCAGGUGCUUCCAGGUGCUUUUUGGCAAACGUCAGUCAAUUUCUUGGGCGAGAUGGGUCCCAUUAUGUCUGGCAAAAACCAAACACUGAAUUCCACAGUAAAAACCUUAUACCAACGGUCAAGCAUGGUGUGGUAGUGUGAUAGUUUGGGGAUGCUUUGCUGCCUCAGGACCUGGACGAAAUGCCUUAAUAGAAGGAACCAUUAAUUCUGCUCUGUAUCAGAGAAUUCUACAGGAGAAUGUCAGGCCGUCCGUCUGUGAUCUGAAGCUGAAGCGCAGCUGGGUCAUGCAGCAAGACAAUGAUCCAAAACACACAAUCAAGUCUACAUGAAAAUGGUUCAAAAGCAACAAAUGUGAAGUUUUGGAAUGGCCUAUUCAAAAUCCAGACCUAAUCCCAAUUGAGAUGUUGUGGCAGGACUUGAAACGAGCAGUUCAUGCUUGAAAACCCACAAAUGUCGCUAAGUUAAAGCAGUUCUGUAUGCAAGAGUGGGCCAAAAUUCCUCCACAGCGUUGUGAGAGACUGAUCAACCACUACAGAAAGCAUUUGGUUGCAGUCAUUGCAGCUAAAGGUGGCACAACCAGUUAUUGAGUGUUAGGGGACAAUUACACACAGGGGAAUUGGGUGUUGCAUAACUUCGUUAAUUAAAUAAAUAAAAUAAGUAUAACUAUUUUUUUGUUAUUCGUAAACUCAGGUUCCCUUCAUCAAAAAUAGAGAAAAUCAGAAAGGGGGAAAAUACUUUUUCACGGCACUGUGUCUAAUGUGGAACUGAUUAUGCAUGGCUGAGUAUUAUAGGAGCGUCUCUCUUCCUUUAUGAGUCUCACACCUAAGUGAGUAAUAUACUGUACAUCAUUUUAUACAGUUCAUACAUGUAGCCUACAUUGGUGUACAUAGGUUUGGAAGACUUUGGUAUAUAAAACUACUUAUAUACUGAUAAUGACAUGAAAUUCAUAUGUUAUUUUAAUGUAACAGUUUCGUGUAGACCAAACAUUGUACGUAUAGACAAAAAAAAAUCCCAAACGAACAGUGAUCUUGAAUCUUGUGAUCCCAGUACAAUUAGCUAAUGCAGGGCACCAUUUUGCAUCCAUCUUUUUGUAUGAAGUGAGCAGUUGACUGAUAUGAGGUGAAGUGUAUGAGUGAUUGGAUUGCCGGUGUGCUGAGCCAUGUUGAGUUAGGUCAGCUUGUUCUUGUCAACUCAGGCUCUCAAGAGUCUCUGUGUCACAGCGAAUGUAGCGUUGUGGCUGAGUGACAACUUCACACUAAGGCACUAUCUCUCUGUGUAUUGCUCUUCUGAGGACUGUCUCACUAGAAUAGAAUAUCACACUGUUCUGAUGUUCUGGAUCUAUGCUUGUCCAGUGUUUUCACCUGGAGCUCAGAGGUGUCAUGCAUGUGACGGGCACUGAUGGCCACAGUCAUCUGACAUUUUCACAGGUAAAUGUAAAUAAGGUAUGUAUCAGGUCAACGUAGGUAACAUAUUGGUAUGCACCACCUUCAGAUCCAAGAAAUUCCUAAUUUUUCCCUUGUUCCCACAACUUAGUUUAAUACGGAGCCAAUAAUAUGAGUGGUUUAUUAGCAUUCUGACCUUGUACCCCAUCCAGAAGUCAAUGCAUUUAGAAUGCAGCUUUGGACUCGGUUGCGUUAUUGGUGUGAGGGAAUCUUCAAGUCAUGCAGAGGGCAUUUCCACAUCCUUUCUCCAUGCUUGUUUACAGUGCAUUCAGAAAGUAUUCAGACCCCAUUACUUUUUCCACAUUUUGUUACGUUACAGCCUUAUUCUAAAAUUGAUUAUUUUUCAAAAUAUUUUUUGGGGACAGAUAUACCUUAUUUACAUAAGUAUUCAGACCCUUUCCUAUGAGACUCGAAAUUAAGCUCAGGUGCAUCCUCUUUCCAUUGAUCAUCCUUGAGAUGUUUCCACAACUUGAUUGGAGUCCACCUGUGGUAAAUUCAAUUGAUUGGACAUGAUUUGGAAAGGCACACACCUGUCUAUAUAAUGUACCACAGUUGACAGUGCAUGUCAGAGCAAAAACCAAGCCAUGAGGUCGAAGGAAUUGUCCGUAGAGCUCAGAGACAGGAUUGUGUCAAGGAACAGAUCUGGGGAAGGGUACCAAAACAUUUCUGCAGCAUUGAAGGUUCCCAAGGACACAGUGGCCUCCAUCAUUCAUAAAUAAAAUAAGUUUGGAACCACCAAGACUCUUCCUAGAGCUGGCCGCCCGGCCAAACUGAGCAAUCGGGGUAGAAGGGCCUUGGUCAGGGAGGUGACCAAGAACCCACUGGUCACUCUGACAGAGCUCUAGAGUUCCUCUGUGUAGAUGGGGGAACCUUCCAGAAAGACAACCAUCUCUGCAGCACUCCACCAAUCAGGCCUAAUGGUAAAGUGGCCAGGCGGAAGCCACUCCUCAGUAAAAGGCACAUGACAGCACACUUGGAGUUUGCCAAAAAGCACCUAAAGACUCUCAGACCAUGAGAAACAAGAUUCUCUGGUCUGAUGAAACCAAGAUUGAAUUCUUUGUCCUGAAUGCCAAGCGUCACAUCUGGAGGAAACCUGGCACCAUCCCUACGGUGAAACAUGGUAUUGGCAGCAUCAUGCUGUGGGGAUGUUUUUCAGCAGCAGGGACUGGGAGACUAGUCAGGAUCGAGGGAAAGCUGAACCGAGCAAAGUAAAGAGAGAUCCUUGAUGAAAACCUGCUUCAGACUGGGGCGAAGGUUCACCUUCCAACAGGACAACGACCCUAAGCACACAGCCAAGACAAUGCAGAAGUGGCUUCGGGACAAGUCUCUCAAUGUCCUUGAGUGGCCAAGCCAGAGCCCGGACUUGAACCCGAUCGAACAUCUCUGGAGAGACCUGAAAAUAUCUGUGCAGAGACGCUCCCCAUCCAACUUGACAGAGCUUGAGAGGAUCUGCAGAGAAGAAUAGGAGAAACUCCCCAAAUACAGGUGUGCUAAGCAUGUAGCAUCAUACCCAAGAAGGGUCAAGGCUGUAAUCGCUGCCAAAGAUGCUUCAACAAAGUACUGAGUAAAGGGUCUGAAUGGAAAUGUGAUAUUUCCCCAAAAAAUAAAACUGUCUUUGCUUUGUCAUUAUGCGGUAUUGUGUGUAGAUGGAUGAGGGGGAAAAAACUAUUGAAUCCAUUUUAGAAUAAGGCUGUAACAUAACAAAAUGUGGAAAAAGUCAAGGGGUCUGAAUACUUUCAGAAUGCACUGUAUAUGGUGGUACCCAGAAGUCUCCCAUUACUUAGGGCAUGUGUCUUGAAAGACAAAGGCCUGCACACGCUGUAUAGGAGUUGAAGUGCCCUCAUCUGAACCCGUAAACUAACCCUGACCCUGAGCCUUUCCUUCCUUUCCCUUCCUCCCCCAGGUAUAACCACUGUGCUGACCAUGACCACCAUCAACACCCACUUGAGAGAGACUUUACCCAAAAUCCCCUAUGUCAAGGCUAUUGACAUCUACCUGAUGGGCUGCUUCGUGUUUGUCUUCCUGGCCCUGCUGGAGUACGCGUUUGUCAACUACAUCUUCUUCGGUCGGGGGCCUCACUUGCAGAAAAAGGUGGCAGAGAAAGCAGCUAAAACCAAUAACGAAAACAAGAGCCGUCUGGAGAGUAACAAAGUGCAGGUAGGGGUUGGGGGUAAUCUCGCGUGUCGUAUUCAAAGUCUCUGGCAUAUUAUUGGCGACCUCCCGAGUGGCGCAGUGGUGUAAGGCUGUGCCACUAGAGAUCCUGGUUCGAAUCCAGGCUCUGUCGUAGCCGGCCGCGACCGGGAGACUCAUGGGGCGGCACACAAUUGGCCCAGCGUCGUCCAGGGUAGGGGAGGGAAUGGCCGGCAGGGAUGUAACUCAGUUGGUAGAGCAUGGCGUUUGCAACGCCAGGGUUGUGGGUUCAAUUCCCACGGGGGGCCAGUAUGAAAAAUAAAAAUAAUAUAUAUGUAUGCACUAACUGUAAGUCGCUCUGGAUAAGAGCGUCUGCUAAAUGACUAAAAUGUAAAAUGUUAUGAGUUUAAAUGUUUUCCAAACUUCAAAUGCUCAAAGCUCAUGGUCUGUUGUGUUCUGUAAUAUAUUGUGACCUCGCUUCCUGUUGCCAUCUCCCUCCCUAGGUGGACGCCCACGGCAACAUCCUCCUGACCAAUCUAGAGAUCCGUAACGAGAUGGGUGGGAUGGGUGGCAUGGCCGGGAUGACCGGGGCCGAGAUGAUAGGGGCUCUCAAUGACCCGCGGGCCACCAUGUUCUCCUAUGACAGCGCCAGCAUACAGUACCGCAAGCCCAUGGCCAGCCGAGAUCUGUAUGGUCGACCGGCCCUCGACCGGCCCGUCGGCCACAAGAAGAGUCGUUUGAGGAGGAGGGCGUCGCAGCUCAAAGUCAAGAUCCCCGACCUGACGGACGUCAACGCCAUAGACAAGUGGUCCCGCGUCAUCUUCCCCAUCGCCUUCACCUUCUUCAACCUGGUCUACUGGAUGUACUAUGUCCACUAG
This is a messenger RNA of Coregonus sp. 'balchen', 23981 nucleotides long. The record is from the annotation of a GenBank genome assembly. Lineage: Eukaryota; Metazoa; Chordata; Actinopteri; Salmoniformes; Salmonidae.